Pistacia vera is the source of this 3215-nucleotide messenger RNA. Its product is annotated as GPI ethanolamine phosphate transferase 2. The record is from RefSeq and is a predicted model, not a curated record. The transcript has 17 exons. Gene Ontology annotation, biological process: GPI anchor biosynthetic process. Lineage: Eukaryota; Viridiplantae; Streptophyta; Magnoliopsida; Sapindales; Anacardiaceae. The coding region runs from base 86 to 3010 and encodes 974 amino acids. Gene Ontology annotation, cellular component: endoplasmic reticulum membrane.
CUUCUCAUAUUUUUCCCUCGCUUUCUCGGAGAUCCACUGAGUUUGAGCAGAGCAAACACUUUUGCUCCAAAUCAAUGUCGUAAAAAUGUCAGUAUCGUCCAUAACAUGCAAAAGAUUAACCUUAUUGAGCAUAUCUGCUGUUUUCAUUCAGCUAAUCGGUCUCUCUCUCUUCGUCUUCGGCUUCUUCCCCGUCAAACUAGCUCUCUCCGGCGUCAGCGGUCCCGAGUCUUAUCGUGCACCAGCAUGUGAUUCCAAUCACAAUCACACUCACACUCACACGUCUCUGCCUCCUCCUCAACUUAGAUCACUUUAUCAGGAUUUAUCAGGGAUUCCCCCAUCCUUUGAUCGGCUAAUUUUUAUGGUUAUUGAUGGUCUUCCAGCAGAGUUUGUUCUGGGCAAGGAUGGUAAGCCACCGAGAAAGGCUUUCAUGGAAGCAAUGCCAUAUACUCAGUCACUGUUAGCAAAUGGAAUGGCCAUUGGGUACCAUGCAAAGGCUGCUCCUCCAACUGUUACAAUGCCGCGUUUGAAGGCUAUGGUUUCUGGGGCAGUUGGAGGAUUCUUGGAUGUGGCUUUCAAUUUCAACACCCAAGCUCUAUUAGAUGAUAAUCUUCUUGGGCAGUUUUUAAGUAUUGGUUGGAAAAUGGUGAUGCUUGGUGAUGAAACAUGGCUUAAGUUGUUUCCUGGGUUAUUUACAAGGCAAGAUGGAGUUAGCAGUUUUUUUGUGAAAGAUACUGUACAAGUUGAUCAAAAUGUUUCUCGACAUCUAGGGGAUGAGCUUAGCAGAGAUGACUGGAAUCUUUUGAUUCUUCAUUAUCUCGGAUUGGAUCAUGUUGGACAUAUUGGUGGUCGCAACAGUGUCUUGAUGGCCCCAAAACUUGUGGAGAUGGAUCAAAUAGUGAAGAUGAUUCACACUAGUAUUAUUCAGACUCAAGAAAGUGAUCAGGGCAAUACGCUUUUGGUGGUAGUGAGUGAUCAUGGAAUGACUGAGAGUGGUAAUCAUGGGGGCUCUUCAUUUGAAGAAACGGAUUCCUUAGCUCUCUUUAUUGGCCUGAGAAAUCAUGUUUCUGAUUAUGCAUCAGCCACCAACAACACAGCUUACCAGGUUGACAUUGCACCGACAUUAGCUCUUCUGUUUGGUGUGCCAAUUCCGAAAAACAAUAUUGGUGUCCUGAUUUCAGAAACUUUUGAUUCAUUGAAAGAUGAUCAUCGGCUGAGGGCACUGGAGUUAAAUUCCUGGCAGUUACUCAGAUUGCUGCAGGCACACUCAUCAGGUUUAUCAUGUGGAAAUAUCCCAUACAAUGGUUUUAGUGAUAGUAAAACGACUGGAACUACUGCAUGCAAUGGUAGUACCGAGAAGAUGCUUUGCUGCUUGUAUAUGAAGGCUGCAGUUCUUCACAAUUCCUGGAAGUCUAAGCAAGUUUCAGAAUCUGAUAGAUGGGAAGUCUAUAGCAGCACUUUUGCAGCAUACCACAAGUUUCUGAAAACUGCAAGUGAGUGGUUAUCAAGCAGAGCAACUGAUAAACCUGUUAACCUGCUUGCUUCUGGAGUUGCAGCAAUGCUGCUAUCAUGUCUGAUAUUUUUAAGCCUUAUACUUCGUAUGUGUAGAGAAGUUAGCCUAGUAGAGAAGCAGCACCUCUCUGAAUUAGGCAGUAAUUCACAAAGGUGGCAUUUGGAUGAGACCUUUGUUUUGGGCGUGAUCUUCAUCCUUGUUGUAAGUAUGACAUCAAGUUCUAUGGUGGAAGAAGAGCAUUAUAUUUGGCAUUUUAUGGCAUCCACAUUGUAUCUGGUGUUGCUUCGUAAAACAGCACAGUUGCUCCCAGCAGGAAGUAGGGUGUUCAGGGGACAGAACAUAAUGUCUUCUGUAUUUGUGCUUCUUAUCUCUGGAAGAAUAUUGAGAGGCUGGCAUCAAGGUGGUGUGAACUGGACUUAUCUUCCUGACAUUUCUAAGUGGCUUGAACAAGGCGGUAAUGAUCUUGUAAAAGCAGUUCAGCUUGUCUCAGGUGUUAUGGCCAUAUGUGUAGGCUUAUAUGCUCUAUCUUUUUUUGGAUCAAAGAAAAUAAUUGUUCAAGUGGUUGGAAUUAACUUCUGUAUUGCUGGAUUGUUGGUUUUGCAAUAUGUCAUGAGGUAUCAGGACAACACAUUUGUACCAUCUAGUGAUGGUGCCACCUUAUUGGCACAAAUUAUCUAUGCCAUUCUGGGAAGUGCCACUGUUGGUACUGUUGUAGUCAUACCCUGGCUUAUUCCUAUUCACCUAUCUGACAUGGGCUCAAGUCAUAAUAUCUACUUAUCAACUUUGGUUCCUAGCGACAUAAAAGAGAAGUCUCCACUGAUGGAAAUAAGAGAUUCUUUAUAUGUUAUUGGGUGGUCCUACAUCUUAUGCUGGUGUCUUCUGCAGUUGUUGCUCCAACAGCCAAUAAAUUCAAUGCCUAUAUUGUUGCUUCUUGUCCAAAUCAUGACCAGCAUGCUAUAUUUUUCAUACAGUCGUUUGCAUCAUAAGGAAUGGGUUGAGGUUUCUGCCUUGUGCUUUUUGGGAAUGGCUGGCCAUUUUGCUCUAGGGAACAGCAACACUCUAGCCACGAUUGAUGUUGCUGGGGCUUUUAUUGGAAUCUCAAGUCAUUCAACGCUUCUUUCUGGUAUUUUAAUGUUCAGUAUCACCUAUGCAUCCCCCAUGUUAGCUCUUCUUAGCAUGGUAGUGUACAUGUCUGUGAAGAGCUAUCUCGUUGUACCCCAGAAUGUAGAUUCUGGACAUCUUCUCAAGACAAUGCUUGGUUUUCCUUGUUUGGUUCCACUGGGCAUAAACUCGAUUCUAUUGACCGCAUAUACCAUCGUCUUGCUGUUAAUGAGGAACCAUUUGUUUGUUUGGAGUGUCUUUUCUCCAAAGUACCUAUAUGUCUGUGCUACAACUGUCUGCAUCUACAUCGGGGUCACUAUUGUGGCUGCGACUGGGAUAUACGCAUAUUUGGUGCUGGUAAUGCGGAAAAUGAAGCGAUUUUCAAUUUUCAAUCAUUAACGAUACAAGAUAGCGCUUGAAGCACUAAGAAACCAAAUUUUGAUAGUGUGGAGUAGAAAAACCCAAUUUCGAUUCUUUCAGACAAACACCAACUCAUAUUAACCAUUUUGCUUUUCUUCUAUUUAUAAGAUUAAUGUCAAUAGUGAUGUGGCAGAACAUUGAAACAUUUAAUUGUAAUGGAAAUAUAUCUUAUUCAUUGAUUACA